AUAUAUAAUUAAAUGAGUGUAUAAAAUGUGGCACAAAUAUAUCAAAACUUUCAUAAGAUGCAAAAUUAAUUUGAAGAAAGGAUAAAAGAAUUUCGUAGCUAUUAUUAAAAAGGUAUUUUUAUAAAUAAGCUCAUAAUGUAUCUAAUCAAACACAACGUCUAUAUACAUCAAAAUCCAACAUCAAAUAAGAGGAUUCGAAAUAUUUUUAAGAGAGAAUGGUGAUUCCCAUGCCAUAUUUUCAGAUUCAACUAUUCAUUUUAUUUUUUUAAGUAUUUCCCAAGCGUACCAAACUUAAAGCUACCAAUGUGAGAAUCAGUGCCAGAAUAUCCUUUUUUUUUUUUUUUUUUUUAAUUUUGAAACGCAAUCUUUAAUUACUCCACUUAAUUUCCUUUUCUUGGCGUAUUUCUAUUCUCUAAUCUCUAGAUUAGAAAAUCUACCUUUUCGAGUUAGAUGUUUCGAGUUGGUUUAAAAUUACGUAUCGUGUCCGAAUUAAUAUCUAUAUAAUUUUAAAGUCGAGUUAAAUUAGAUUCGAUUAUAAAAUCGAGAAAAUAUCAAACCUUUGAAUUUGUUUUGAGCUCCUCGAUUAUAAAGGUAUCAAAAUUUGUUAUUCACUCGAUUUUGUAAUUAAACCAACCAAAAAAUUUGAUUUAAAAUGGAUUCCGUUGGAAUGAAUACCUAAUGCUGCUAUGCACAUUACAUUGUAUUUUUUAUUUUAGAAAUAUUGCCACAAAAAGAUUUCUAUUUUUUUUUUUUUGGGAUAACAAAAAGAUUUCUACUUAUAAAUAGUAUUUCACCCAAGCGUUUUUCCUCCCUCCCAUCAAAAGCGCCGCGUUCAGUUGUAGAGAGAGAAAGGGGCAUCAUCUUUCCAGAGAGAGAAAACUCUACUCUUGAGCUUCACGGAGAUAAAUUUCUAAAACGAUUAAAUUAGGGUUUUCUGCUUUUCUCUGUUUAUCUCUCUCUCAUCGCUUAGAUUGCAGAUUGUUGAGAUAUAUUUUCGAUUUGAUCGCAUUGUAUUUUCAGCGUAUACAGGUAUAUUUAUUCUUCGUAUUCUUUGCAAUUUCAACUUCCUUUAUUUAGGAUUUCAUUUUUUCGAAUCUGGCUUUUGUUUGUUAUCAUUGUUGCGGAGCUUUUUGGAUGGAAGAACUGGAAUGGAUUUAAAGUAGAAAUUUGAGUUUUUGAACUUGAUGAUCUAUAAUAGUGAAAGUUCAGCAAAUUUUCAUAUUCUGCAAAUGCUCGUGUUUUCUUUCAAUUCUAUUGAUUUUCCUAGGUUUUUUCUCACCUUCCCAUUAUAAAAAGUUUUUCCCAUCUUAAUUUAUUUUAGUCUGAUUAUUGAUUUUUGAGCUACUCCUAAUUGCUAAUUAAUUGGUGUAUUGUAUAAGUAUAUCGUUUAACUUUUUGAUAGAUUGCCUAACCGAACCCCAGUAUCUGACCAAACCACUCAUGAUUUAUGUAAUUAAAAAGGGGCUUCCUUCAUUAGGUGGGUUGCUGAUUGAAAUUACGUUUUCAUUUGUUUAAUAUCCCUGCUGAGAUGAGAUUAUUAUAAUCUUAUUAAGACAAACGGUGGUGAGUGUUAACAGUACUAUUCGAGUCACGUGACCAGCUGUUGCUAGGUGCAGAAGUGCAGAACCACCUGUUUUUGUGUUGUGGGGCUACUUUUUAUAGAUAAGAUUGUUCGAGGUUGCAUUUGACACUUCCACUUGGAUGUUAGUCAUGUUACUAAUACUCCCCUCUCCCUAUAUCCAUUCACAUAUUUUAGUUUUAAAAACUUAUGUUUAGUGAUAGUAUCAAAAUAAAUUGAUGUGCUCCCUUUGUCUGUAUUAAAACUUAAUAAGUUUAGUCUUCAUGGUAUUAACUUACAAGUAAUUGGUCGCCACAUAAUUUUUAGUUCCUCGAGCCACCGAAUAAUAUUAGAUAAUUAGAAUAUAGAAUUACUUAAAGAAACAUUAAAGGGCAAGGGCAAAAUCUUGAGUACUUUGAUUGACCCUUGAUGCUGUAAAGAGUUCCCAAUUUUAUUUUGUAGAAACCUUCUAUAUUGCUUAUAUUUAACGCAAAAAACGACAUACUUUUUAUAUUGUAAUAAAAAAUUUGAUUGUACUUUUUUCUUGUAAGUUUUUGUCAAAUCAUGUAGUCGGAUCAUUAGAGGAUGGGCUUGGGGACUAUAUUGUUGGACUGAUUAUCAAAUUUGCCUCUCUUAUUUUAUACGGUUUUCACAAAGGAGUCAAUUAGUUUUUUAUUAGGAGUUGUCCUUUUGUAGUGAUAAUACCAGUGAAUAUUGUUUUUGUUUCUUUGUUUAUUGGGGUUUGGUAGAUGACUUGAGGAAUUAGUAUGAAAAGGGAACAAAUGGUAUUGUAUAAAAAAGAACUAUUAUCAUACUAGUGCUACGCAUAGAAUAUAGGUGUAAUCAUUAAUGUCACAAUAUUAAAAGGAUAACAAAAUAUGUGCAGAAUGAGAUGUCCAAUUGGUCACAUGUUUUGUGGUCCAGUUGGUCCUUCAAUAUGUGCUGUGGACAUAUUUGAACGUGUCUUAUUGACGCGGUAAAGUUACCCACCGAUUUUGACAUCUUUAUACAGCUGUUUGCUAUAAUAUAAGUAGUCCUACUUCUUAAACACCUAUGCAAAUUGGGGCUUAUUGUUUGUUAGAUCCUCUUCCUUGUCUUCAUCAAUCUAUGUGAAAUAAAACAAGAAAGGAAUAGGAUUUUUAAGUUCCACAAAGGAAUAGGAUUUUGAAGUCCCACAUUCAUCCUGCUUCAUUACUUUUAGUGAACAAGUUAAUUGUACUUUGUUUCAGAUCUUCAGUCAUGGUUUUCUGGAUUUUUGGCUAUGGUUCAUUGGUGUGGAACCCAGGUUUUGAAUACGAUGAGAAAGUGAUCGGUUAUAUCAAAGACUACAGACGGGUUUUUGAUCUUGCAUGCAUUGACCACCGGGGCACGCCUGAACACCCAGCCAGAACAUGUACGUUAGAAUACAGCGAAGGAUCGUUAUGUUGGGGUGCUGCUUAUUGUGUAAAAGGGGGUCCUGAAAUAGAAUCAGCCGCAAUGCAGUAUCUUGAGCGCAGGGAGUGUGAAUAUGAUCACAAAAUAACUGUUGAUUUCUACAAGGAAGGGGAUGAUCUUGAGCCUCUAGUCACUGAUGUAAUUGUCUUCAUGUCCACUCCUGAUACCGUAUCGAACAAAUAUUAUCUGGGUCCAGCUCCAAUGGAUAAAAUGGCCUGGCAAAUUGCAACUGCUUUUGGGCCAUGUGGUAACAACAGAGAUUAUGUUUUCUUGCUUGAAAAAGCCAUGCAUGCUAUAGGCCACGAGGAUGAUUACGUAAUAGAGCUAGCAAACGAGGUGAGGAAGGUGCUUGAUGUCGUGAAGUCAGCAACCAAAGAGAAAAACCUGGUUGCAGCUCCUCAUGUUGUCAAAGAUCAUAUUCCAUCCCUCCAACUUCUCCCUCGCCAAGAAACCGUCGUGUUGGACUCGUGAUAAAAGACAUAGUUAUGGAAGAAUAUUAGAGUUUAGGAAGAUAAAGUACCUCUAAUAUCUGUUUACUGAUGCCCUCCUAAUCUCUUAAUCUAGGCAAUGAGUAAUUACCUCACACGGUUAUUCCUGAUUGGAAUAGAGAUGUAUUUGUAGUCUUAGCUUGAGCUCGUUAACCUUUUGCUUUGACUGCAACGAGGCAAUUAUGUAAGACAAUUGACAAUCACUGUUCUGUGUUCUGACCCAUUGGGCUAAUAAAAUUUACUUCUAUAA
Molecule: messenger RNA, 3730 nt
Organism: Amaranthus tricolor (Joseph's coat)
Lineage: Eukaryota; Viridiplantae; Streptophyta; Magnoliopsida; Caryophyllales; Amaranthaceae
Product: gamma-glutamylcyclotransferase 2-1
Exons: 8
Coding region: 2798-3463 (221 amino acids)
Biological process (GO): glutathione catabolic process
Cellular component (GO): cytoplasm
Molecular function (GO): glutathione specific gamma-glutamylcyclotransferase activity; gamma-glutamylcyclotransferase activity
Source: RefSeq, a predicted model, not a curated record